Cuscuta campestris is the source of this 2763-nucleotide messenger RNA. The record is from the annotation of a GenBank genome assembly. Lineage: Eukaryota; Viridiplantae; Streptophyta; Magnoliopsida; Solanales; Convolvulaceae.
AGUACCUCCGAAUCCUUUACUCUAAAGAGAAAGGAAACCACACCUGGUUGAUGAAAUAUAGCCAAGGAGCUAGAGCGUGAUUAGCAGCCACAGGUCCUAGCUUGGAUUUGAACUUUUCAUAUAGUUUUUUUAUUUGUAAAUUUUAUUUUUUAUUUCUUACCAAUAUGUAAAUAAAAUGAAUUAAAAAAACUUGAUAUUUUGUCUCGAAAUUACAAAUGUGGCAAAUAAUUUGGAACGGAGGGAGUAUAAUUUUGAGGAAAGAGUUUAGAGGGAUGUUGAGCAGAUGAUAGCAACAAGGAGGAGAUUCACCUCCAGAGUUGGGAAUCUCCUCCUCGUCGCCUCCAUAGCCAAAGCUCUUUCAGCGCCGGGAGGCUCGCGAAACCUCGACGGCGCUAAUGGAUCCAUCUCCCUCUCACAAGAUCUCGUCCUCAGAGUCCUCCGCUGCAACUCCCUCCACGUCUCCAACAAGCUGGAUUUCUUCCGAUGGUGCUCCCUCCGCCCCGGGUUCAGGCACUCCGCCGCCACCUACUCCCAGAUUUUCAGAGCUCUUUGCCGUUGCGGCCGCCACCACGAAGAGAUUGCCGCCCUCCUCAAUUCCAUGAAGCGCGACGGCGCUCAGCUCGACUCCGCCACCUUCAAAUUGCUUCUCCACUCGUUCAUCAGAUCCGGUAAGUACGACUCCGCGCUGGAAAUUCUGGAUUUAGUUGAAAGCAAUUUCAGGGACGACAUUGCUCGCAGUCGAUUGAGCAAUGUAGUUUAUAACUCUGUUGUGAUCGCGCUUGUCCGUAAGAAUCAGCUAAGCACGGCUUUAUCCAUAUUCCUGAAGCUAUUAGACUCCAAUUCUAGUGUUGAUGAUAGUAAGGAUGGGGAUUUCAUAGAAGAUCCCAUUUCGUGUAACACACUACUGGUUGGUCUCAAGAAGGCUGACAUGAGAGCUGAAUUUGUGCAUAUCUUUGAUAAGCUCAGAGAAAGGAAGAAUCCUUACCCCUUAGACAGAUGGGGCUAUAAUAUAUGCAUUCAUGCUUUUGGUCUGUGGGGGAAUUUGGGGAUUUCUCUGAUACUGUUUAAGGAGAUGAAGGAGAGGGGUGAUGCAUUUGAUCCUGACAUCUGCACUUAUAACAGCCUAAUUCAAGUCCUCUGCAUGCUGGGGAAAGUGAAGGAUGCUCUCAUUGUCUGGGAAGAGCUGAAGAACUCCUCAGGUCUGGAGCCAGAUUACUUCACUUACCGAAUUCUCAUCCAUGGCUGCUCGAAGUCGUACAUGGUGAACGAUGCCAUGAAAAUAUUCGGUGAGAUGAAGUUUAAUGGCUUGCGCGCGGAUACGGUUGUGUAUAACUCACUCAUGAAUGGAUUGAUGAAGGCUGGGAAGUUAACGGAUGCAUGUAAUCUGUUUGAGAGAAUGGUUGAAGAAGAUGGUGUUCGUGCCAGCUGUUGGACCUAUAACAUUCUCAUUGAUGGCUUGUUUAAGAACGGAAGGGAUGUGGCUGCUUACACACUCUUCUCUGAUCUGAAGAAGAAGAGCAACAAUUUCGUGGAUGGGAUUAGUUACAGCAUUGUCGUUUUGAAUCUCUGCCGGAAAGGCAUGCUUGAGAAAGCAAUGGAGUUGGUGAAUGAGAUGGAAGGCAGAGGUUUCACUGUUGAUUUGGUCACUAUCACUUCACUAUUGAUUGCAAUUUACCGCGAGGGGCACUGGGACUGUAUGGAGAGGCUUAUGAAGCACAUUAGGGAUAGCAACUUAGUUCCCAUUGUUUUAAGGUGGAAAGCCUCCAUGGAGGCUAUGCUAGAAGCUAGGCAGAGCAAUGAAAAGGAUUUCACCCCAAUGUUUCCAUAUAAGGGCAAUUUCACCGAUGUUUUAGGCACUGGAGAUUCAGUAGAGACAGAGGCUUACGCGGGUGAUAACGAAACUGACCCUUGGUCAUCUUCACCUUACAUGGAUUUUCUAGCCAGCCAAACAAGCCUGGACACUCUCCAACCCCAUCUGUUCACACUUUCCAAAGGAAAACGCGUCGACGGUAAGAACCAAGAUUCAUUCGACAUGGACAUGGUGAAUACCUUCCUGUCCAUAUUCCUCGCCAAGGGGAAACUGAGCUUAGCUUGUAAACUAUUCGAGAUUUUCACAAACGCGGGGAGUAAGGACCCCACUAGCUACACAUACAACUCCAUGAUGAGUUCGUUUGUCAAGAAGGGAUACCUCAAUGAGGCGUGGGGGGUUUUCCAUGAAAUGGGAGACAAAGUUUGCCCAGCAGACAUAGCAACGUACAACGUGAUCAUUCAAGGUUUAGGAAAGAUGGGUAGGUCUGAUCUGGCAAGCGCCGUUCUUGAUAGACUGAUGAAGAAGGGGGGAGGGUACCUUGACAUUGUGAUGUACAACACGUUGAUUAACGUGCUGGGGAAAGGGGGCCGAAUCGAAGAAGCAAACAUGGUUUUUGGACAGAUGAAGAGGGUGGGGAUAAAUCCUGAUGUUGUCACUUACAACACUCUGAUUGAGGUUCACAGUAGGGCGGGGAGACUUGAGGAAGCCUACAAGUUUUUGAAGCUCAUGUUGGACGCCGGGUGUGUGCCAAACAGUGUGACCGACACCAUCCUGGAAUCCCUCGACAAGGAGAUUGAAAAUGUACGUUACCGGAAGGCUUCGCUUAAAAACCCACCUUAAUGUCAUAUGCUUAGACUAUGUUUGGUAUUAUAAAUGCAGAAGGAAAAAGGUAGGGGAAAAUUGAUUUGGUGUUUGGUUAGAAAGAAAAAGAUAAGUAAAUGUGAGGGAAUAAU